This is a messenger RNA of Priapulus caudatus, 1494 nucleotides long. Its product is annotated as rRNA methyltransferase 1, mitochondrial-like. Bases 207 to 1379 code for a protein of 390 amino acids. NCBI's taxonomy places the organism in Eukaryota, Metazoa, Priapulida, Priapulimorpha, Priapulimorphida, Priapulidae. Gene Ontology annotation, molecular function: RNA methyltransferase activity; RNA binding. The record is from RefSeq and is a predicted model, not a curated record. Gene Ontology annotation, cellular component: mitochondrion. Gene Ontology annotation, biological process: rRNA methylation. The transcript has a single exon.
UUCAUUAGUUAUAUGUAACAAAGAACCAUUCGUCUGUUUUCAUCAAACCCAUUUCUGUAGGUUAACUCGUGACUGAUUGAUUGGACCAUGUACGAGUUUAAAUGACCGCUAAUGAACAGUGGAAACAUCCUUGCUUUAUUUUAUAAUCCUAAUUAAAUAACCAAAUUUUGCUUGUUGAGACCUAAAUCGGACUGAACAAAUACAAAAUGCAAAAGCAGGCUUCCAACAUUUUCUGUAAUCUAUGGCUAUGCCGGUUGCGAGGGCAUUUUAGUUCUCUUCGUCAAAAAACCCCAAUGAUUCCUAAUAUAGCAAACGCUCGGCUACUAAGUUCAAAUAGAAAGAAGCCGUUUGAACAAAAUCGUAGUGAAGAUGGGGAUACAAACGAACAAUACAUUAGUGGUGAUCUUUUGGCAAUGGAAAAUAGCAGGACUGUGAGAAAACGUAAACGUGAAUAUGCGUACAAUUAUGGCCUGCCUGGCUUAGGGAAGGAGAAAGUGAAGAAGGCAAAACCUUCCAAAAUUCAAAUAACUGGAGAAAUACUCUUCGGAAUCAGUCCGAUAUUGCUAGCAUUACAGCAGAAGAGAAGAAAGAUCUUUCAGCUGUAUGUUAAAAAGAACAUUCUCACCACAAAUGAAAAAGUAAGGAAUAUUGCCCAAACUGCUGAAAAUAUGUGUGUACAAGUUUCGGAAGUUGGAAGAACAGACUUAGACGAGCUAUCUUGCUUUCGACUGCACCAGGGAGUGUGCAUGGAUGUUGGGAUGCUAGCCUAUCACCCUCUGCAUGUGAGGCCACCUCACUACAAUCCCGAUGGUUCGCCAGUCCUGUGGCUGCUUCUUAACCAAGUUCAAGAUCCGAUGAACUUUGGCUCCAUUCUACGGUCGUCUUACUUCCUGGGCGUGGACACGGUAAUCACCACCAGAGGGAGCAGCUGUCCAAUGUCUCCAGUGGUCAGCAAGUCCAGUGCAGGUGCUCUGGAAGUCAUGCCAGUUUAUGAGGUGGCCAGCGGUAUUAAUUUUCUGACUGCCUGCAAGGAACUGAACUGGCAGUUACUGUCAACUCGGUGUGGUAGCAGUGAUAAUGACUGUCUCGAGGAUUCAAGGAGUUGCCCUGAGAAUCCGACGUUGUGUUCCUUGGAGAGUUUUGUGCUUAACAGACCAUCUGUUCUAAUUAUUGGCAAUGAGGGCACUGGAGUCUCAACAGCCAUGAGCAAACUCUGUGACUACCACAUAGCCAUCACACCUAGACGAAGCCUUGUUGCUAACAUCGAUUCUAUGAACGUGUCUGUGGCGACUGGGAUUUUGUUGUACUCGUUACUACAAGGAAAAAAAACAAGUGAAAAAGUUUGUACAGAGAUGCUGUCUUUUACUAAAGCUAAAUAAUCGCACGUUAAAAUAUCAUGUCUUCUUGUUGGUGGCCAUAAUAAAUGCUGGCAUCUUGAAUUGUACGCAUCCAAAGAUGGCAAGCGAGUAAAAAGUUUUAUUCGUUUACAAGUUG